Molecule: messenger RNA, 335 nt
Organism: Staurois parvus
Lineage: Eukaryota; Metazoa; Chordata; Amphibia; Anura; Ranidae
Source: the annotation of a GenBank genome assembly
UGACAAAAUGGAAACCACCAGCAGUGUGAAAAGACCUGAAAGUGGCACAUGGCAGAGUGUGGCGAUGGAGACAGCAGCAAUGGGAGGCCGUACAGGGACCCAUGACACACUCUGGACCUGGCAGCAGCAUGAGGAGGCGGUACAGGGGCCCAUGACAGAUUACGGGCCUGGCAGCAGCAUGAGGAGUUGGCCGUACAGGGACCCAUGACACACUCUGGACCAGGCAGCAGCAUGAGGAGGCGGUACAGGGGCCCAUGACAGAUUACGGGCCUGGCAGCAGCAUGAGGAGUCGGUACGGGGGCCCAUGACACAUUCUGGACCUGGCAGCAGCAUGA